This is a messenger RNA of Anthonomus grandis grandis, 922 nucleotides long. RefSeq names its product SREBP regulating gene protein. Gene Ontology annotation, biological process: positive regulation of SREBP signaling pathway. The record is from RefSeq and is a predicted model, not a curated record. Lineage: Eukaryota; Metazoa; Arthropoda; Insecta; Coleoptera; Curculionidae. The coding region runs from base 105 to 716 and encodes 203 amino acids. The transcript has 4 exons.
ACUUAACCUCAAAAACUGUUCCCAUCAUGUUGACAUACAUUCCAAAGCAAAUUUGUUAACAAAACAUAUUUUAUUUAAAAGAUGCCUUUCGACCCGGCUAAGCGAUGUGGUACGCCGCCAUCCUACGGUUUCUGAGACGCCGCAUUAUUUUAGGCUUAAUUUUAACGCUGUCCCUUUGCUACUGCAUUUUCAGCUAUGUCGGCAAGUCCGAAUUCUUGGACAACGACGACGUGGUCCCUAUAAAAAGAACCCAGCCGUUCAUUUGGAGAACCUUACAGCAACACAACUCAUCCAAUGAUGUCGAUGAUACUUGUAGGAACUCGGUGCAGGGAAAAGUACUUAUAGUGGAUGAUAGAGGCUAUGUGUGCCCUAGAAGUGAAAUAUUAAGCAACGGCUGCUGCAACAGUGAAACCCAACAUGUUUUACAGUACCCCUGUGAAACAUGCAACCCGAAUAAUUGUUGUGCAAUUUUUGAAUAUUGCAUUUCGUGUUGUUUACAUCCUGAUAAGAAAAACGUCUUAGAAAUGAUAUUAAAAAAAGCGACUGAGCAAAACAAUGUUCUGUUCGCCUCAGUAUCUGAUCAUUUUGAACUUUGCCUGGCAAAAUGCAGGACAAACUCGCAGAGUGUACAACAUGAAAACUCGUAUAAAGACCCCAAAGCAAAACACUGUUAUGGAGAAACUGCACCGACAGCAAAUUCCAUAGACGAGGCCUAAUAUUUAGUUUGAAAAUACCAAAAAAGCAGUAUUUAGACCCAGUUCUUUUUUGAUGUGUUGCUUUUCCAGAGGUAAAAUUAAGUUUUUAGUCCAUAAGCAAAUCAAAUAAUAUAUUUUUUAUUAACCACCAUAUUAAUUUAAUUAACAGUAAAAGCACCGUUAGUUUGUGAUAUUAUUUAGUAAUAAAUUUCUGAAAUGGUUUAGUU